Molecule: messenger RNA, 1250 nt
Organism: Phytomonas sp. EM1
Lineage: Eukaryota; Euglenozoa; Kinetoplastea; Trypanosomatida; Trypanosomatidae
Source: the annotation of a GenBank genome assembly
GGUAUUUUCCCAUCAAAAAAUCUUUUACAUUACAACAUACUUGAAAAAGACUUUUGCACAUAUUGGUUAAUUUCACGCAUCUGUGUGUGUAAACAACAACAAAGAAGGGGGGGACGUAAAAACGAAUGUCGCGCGCGAAACGACAUGUCGAAUGGGAUGAAGCAAAUCUAAUCGCGAAUGCCGAGUAUCAUCGCCUCCAUCCCGUCACAAAGCCAAUCGAUGAGCCGAAGACUCCAUACGUGUAUGGUGACGAUGGUGGUAUGGACACGGAUGAGGAUGAGCGGAAGGAGGCGCCGCACGAUGACUCGUGGGACCCUUCCACCAAUUUAUUCGUUCGGAAGCUGAAGGAGAAGAUUCAGGACUCCACUGAUGGGAAGCCUGUGGCUCCGAUUAGCAGUUCUGGGAGGCCUAUGCUGCUGCCUGGGACAGCGACCGGGGAGCUCGAGAAGAAAAAACACGAGCACGAAUUUAAGAUGAUGCGUCGUGCGGUCUACGCAGACGAGGGCAUUAAAUUUAGGGAAAUGCUCGCCCGCAAGCACGACGACGACGAUGAGGAUUAAAUAAGUGGGUGCGUGUAAACAAAUAGCUUUGGUGUUACGAGAAAUAAAAAUAACAUAAAUGAUAGAAACGCAUCAUCGUUGUAUUCUUUACAAGUAGAAAAAUAAAUGAGUAAGCAUCACGGCGGAAGUAUAGACAAACACAAAAAAAUUGUGAGCGCAUUAUUUUGAUCUUCCUUUUGAUAAGAUUACAGUUAUAUUUGCUGUUUUCUACUUCAUCAAAGUUUGAUACAAAAGGCCUCCUAAAGAAAUGCAAACUCUGAGAAUGAAAAUUGCUUGUUUGUUGCCCUCAAGGAAGGGAGACAUAUAUUAUUAUUUUUUUGUGUGUCCAAUACUUUAUUUUGGUCGGAAUUUUUCUUUUGCAUGUUGCCUAAAAUUUUACCAGACUUCCUUUGCCUGCACUAUUCAUAAUAAUCUAUUAUAUAUGAAUCGCAAGAUCAAGCAGUUCAAUGGUAAGCUAUUAUUCACACAUUUUUGCGUGAAACUCAUUCUCUUUUUAAUCUAUAUUUACACUAAUACUGUCACUUGCAAGAUACCUUGUGCAAUGCGUUUCUUCACGGAAUCCGGACAGGCAAGUUUGUACAUGUACAAUGUGCUAAAAUACUUUCCAAAAUUCUAAAUCGUAAUAGUCUCCAAUCAGAAUCUCAAAAACAUGUACUAAUGGCAUUUUUUAUCCCAUUGAUGGGAAGUAUU